CCUGUUAGCUAUAGGAGGCGCUUUCCAGGAGAGGUUUUAGAUGACUUUGCAAAAUUAAAUUUUAACCAUCAUUGCCUGGCUUACUUGUUUACCCAUCGCGAUCUUUCAGGCAAACUAGGAGCUGCUUACCGUGCUGAAAGGCAACGAGAAAUGGGAAUUUGUGCUAGACAUAGUCACUUUAAUAUUGGAAGAAGAAGCUUAAACACCGGUAUUUUAACUUCUUUAUUACGUGGUAGAAGAGUUUCUUUUGCAAUUCAACUUAAUACGGCUGCACAUGAGGUGGGUCACAGCUUGGGAGCAGCGCAUGACACCGGACGGUGUAGAGAAAAUGGUAACCUGUUUUUAAUGAAUCCAAUUAUCUUAGAAAGCCAAGUCAAGCGAUUUUCAAGAUGUAGUAAAGCUGACAUAUAUGAAGUUUUAAGAAGAGCCACUUGUUUAAAAAGGGAAGCCAUACCAGAGGAGUGCAACUGCGAUAUCUUUAACUCUGAAGGUGAACCUUUACUACCUCUUUAUCCACGAGAGCCAAGUGAAGCCUUCGAUCGAUCUUCUACUCCUUUGCCAUAUAAUAUUACAUUACCAGAGUGUGUAGGAAACGAAACAAGCUGCGAAGAUCCUUACUGCUUACUACAGACUGCUAAUAAUUUUACUAUAUCUCAGGAAAGUGGCAUUGCAAGAUAGUUUUUUAG
Zophobas morio is the source of this 686-nucleotide messenger RNA. RefSeq names its product disintegrin and metalloproteinase domain-containing protein 10-like. Gene Ontology annotation, cellular component: plasma membrane. The record is from RefSeq and is a predicted model, not a curated record. Gene Ontology annotation, biological process: Notch signaling pathway; membrane protein ectodomain proteolysis. Lineage: Eukaryota; Metazoa; Arthropoda; Insecta; Coleoptera; Tenebrionidae. The coding region runs from base 151 to 678 and encodes 175 amino acids. Gene Ontology annotation, molecular function: metalloendopeptidase activity. The transcript is spliced from 7 exons.